This is a messenger RNA of Arabis nemorensis, 1086 nucleotides long. The record is from the annotation of a GenBank genome assembly. NCBI's taxonomy places the organism in Eukaryota, Viridiplantae, Streptophyta, Magnoliopsida, Brassicales, Brassicaceae.
AUGGAUAUUGAAGACAAGACAGAGACUUCUUCAGGUUCAAGUGACUCUGUCUUGCGUCUCACGAGACCCAUAAAACCUAGUGAUGAAACAAAACCUACCUUGUCCAACACGGCGACAAAGACAACGAAAUACAAAGGUAUUGUAUUACAGCAGAACGGACAUUGGGGUGCGCAGAUAUACGUAGACCAUCGAAGGAUUUGGCUCGGUACUUUCAAAACCGAGGCUGAAGCCGCUACGGCUUACGAUAGCGCAUCGAUCAAGCUACGAAAAUUUGAUGCUAACUCGCACCGGAACUUCCCUUGGAAUGAAUUUACUGGCUAUGAACCGGUCUUUCAAGCAACUUUUACAACAGAAACUGUGUUGAACAUGAUCAGAGACGGUUCUUAUCCGCAUAAGUUCAGAGAAUAUCUCAGAGUCCAAUCUCGGAUUCCCCCGAAUACGCCCGUUGUUGGAACAAAACAAGUCCAAGGAGAAGGAGAAUCGAACAUGUGUUUCGCUUGCGCGCAGCUUUUUCAAAAGGAAUUGACACCGAGCGAUGUAGGGAAGCUUAACAGGCUUGUGAUACCUAAGAAGUAUGCAGUGAAGUAUUUACCUUUCAUAAACGAUGAUCAAAACGAGAGAGGAGAUGGCGAAAAAGGAGGAGAUGUGGAAGAUGUUGAGGUUGUGUUUUACGACAGAGCAAUGAGACAGUGGAAGUUUAGGUAUUGUUACUGGAGAAGUAGCCAGAGCUUUGUCUUUACUAGAGGAUGGAAUGGUUUCGUCAAGGAGAAGAAACUCAAGGAGAAAGAUGUUAUCGUCUUUUACAAUUGCGAUGUACCGAGCAAUGUGGAGAUCUCAGAGGGUCAAAGCAAGAACUUCUUGAUGAUCGAUGUUCAUUACUUUUCGGACAACUGUUUCGCGGUACCCGAGGAAGCAAACAAGACGUUUUCGGACAACGGUUUCGCGGUACCCGAGGAAGCAAACAAGACGGUUCAUGAGAGUUCUGAUGAAAAAGAAAUCAACUUUAUGCCGAAACUAGAAGUUGAAGAAGCUAAACCAGAGGAGAAGAAAAGAGGGUUUAUGCUCUUUGGUGUUAGGAUCCAAUAG